Messenger RNA from Octodon degus (degu), 2034 nucleotides. RefSeq names its product progestin and adipoQ receptor family member 7 (gene Paqr7). Gene Ontology annotation, cellular component: plasma membrane. The coding region runs from base 84 to 1118 and encodes 344 amino acids. The transcript is spliced from 2 exons. Gene Ontology annotation, biological process: response to steroid hormone. The record is from RefSeq and is a predicted model, not a curated record. Gene Ontology annotation, molecular function: steroid binding; nuclear steroid receptor activity. Lineage: Eukaryota; Metazoa; Chordata; Mammalia; Rodentia; Octodontidae.
UUAUCAGCGGCCGGGAGGCCCCAGAGGCCACAGCUGGCUCCGGGCGGUGUUGGAGGCGCAGCUCCCUGCCCAGUCUUCCAGCCAUGGCCACGGCAGCAGCCCAGAAGUUCAGCCACCUACUGUCUAGCCUGUGGCAUGCUGGCCAGGAGUCUCUGCAGCCCAAGGCCGUUUUCACAGUGGACAGAGCCCAGGUGCCGCCCCUCUUCUGGAAGCCGUACGUCUAUGCGGGCUACCGGCCGCUGCAUCAGAGCUGGAGCUUUUACUUCCGCACGCUGUUCCAGCAACACAACGAGGCGGUGAACGUCUGGACACACCUGCUGGCCGCGCUGGGGCUGCUGCUGCGGCUAGCCAUCUUUGUGGGGACCGUGGACUUCUGGGGAGACCCACAUGCCCUGCCGCUCUUCAUCAUCGUCCUUACCUCCUUUACUUAUCUCUCCUUCAGCUCCCUGGCGCACCUCCUGCAGGCCAAGUCCGAGUUCUGGCAUUAUAGCUUCUUCUUCUUGGACUACGUGGGUGUGGCUGUGUACCAGUUUGGCAGUGCCCUGGUGCACUUCUAUUAUGCCAUUGAGCCGGCCUGGCACACGCAGAUACAGGGCAUUUUCCUGCCCACGGCUGCUUUUCUCGCCUGGCUUUCCUGCACUGGGUCCUGCUAUAACAAAUAUACACAGCAGCCCGGUCUGCUGGGCCGCAUUUGCCAGGAGGUACCCCAGGCACUGGCCUAUGCCCUGGACAUCAGCCCUGUGGUGCACCGCAUCCUGAUGUCUCCUCACCCUGCUGAUGACCCUGCUCUUCUCUACCACAAGUGCCAGGUGGUCUUCUUUCUGCUGGCUGCUGCCUUCUUCUCUACCGUCAUGCCUGAGCGCUGGUUCCCUGGCAGCUGCCACGUCUUUGGGCAGGGCCAUCAAGUUUUCCACGUCUUCCUGGUGCUAUGCACUCUGGCUCAGCUGGAAGCUGUGACACUGGAUUACGAGGCCCGGCGGCCCAUCUAUGAGCCCCUGCAUACCCGCUGUCCCCAAAAUUUUUUUGGCCUCUUUUUGCUCACCAUGGGCAGCAGUCUCCUCACCGCGUUCAUUCUCAGCCAGCUUGUACGACGCAAGCUCAAUCAGAAGACCAAGUGAGGGGGCAUGGCAGCUAAUAGGGAGGGUGGUGUAGUGGGGUCCAGGGUCUGGGGUCUGGGCCUAGCUCUAGAUAGGAACAAGACCUGGCAACCUUGUGUCUGACCUGCACUGACUCCCUGCACACAGCUCAACUGCCAGGGUGUUGCUGUUUAGUCCUUGGACUUGGGGACUAGCUGCUGAAGUUAACUUGGGGCCUGCCCAGCUCCUUUUCCAGAAGAAAAGAGUGAAGGCUGUGGGCCACUGUGGCUUGUUCCUUUCCUGCCUCAUGAAAGAAGAAGUCAGCUUGGCCUAGGACCCCAAUUCAGGGCUUUCAGGUUGCCUGGGUAGAAGGUGAAAAACAUAGGCCAGUCACAUUUGAGCUGGAAGAAAGGGAGGCCUCAGGAGGCCACUUCGACCCCGACUGCAUGAUGGAAGGGCGAGGGCAGGCGCAAAUACCGAUGGGAUCUUACAUUCCUUGAGCCUGUACUGCCAAGCUCUGGAGAGCCCAAAAAAGUAGAAGAUUGUGCCAGACAAUCCCAUUCAGUGCCCUGCAUCCCUGCAGUCACCACCCAGCAGCUAGCCCCCCAGUCUCCUAGGCCUGGCUUGUGUCCUACACAGCUGUUCCCAGGUUCUUUCCCAGUUUGCUUGUUCAUGAUUCAACUGUUUGUUCAGUGUUUCCUAGGCCAUGACUGGGCUCUGUGGAUCAGUGCAAGAUGACCAAACUUUCAAUACCAGCAUGAAACUACAUUGGGAAUAAUCUAUGCUGCCUGGGAUUUGGGGCUGAGUGGAAUGAAUAGGAGUUUGCAGACAGAUUAGGGUAGGGGAAACCUGUACAAAGGCCCAGAGGUACAGGGCUGGAGCCAGAGGUGGACUGGUCUCACCUACUGGAAUAUAAUAAAGUGACUGUGACAACUACUGAUUCUGUUUCCUGUCCCAG